This is a messenger RNA of Trametes versicolor FP-101664 SS1, 993 nucleotides long. RefSeq lists its product as uncharacterized. The coding region runs from base 1 to 993 and encodes 330 amino acids. Gene Ontology annotation, molecular function: RNA binding. Lineage: Eukaryota; Fungi; Basidiomycota; Agaricomycetes; Polyporales; Polyporaceae. The transcript is spliced from 4 exons. The record is from RefSeq and is a predicted model, not a curated record.
AUGUUCAUCGGCGGCCUCAACUGGGACACGACGGAUGAAUCGUUGAGGAAGUACUUCACACAAUUUGGCAAGGUCGAAGCCUGCACUAUCAUGCGGGACGCCGCGGGCCGUUCGCGGUGCUUCGCGUUCCUGACCUUCGAGGACCCCGCGUCUGUCAAUGCGGUCAUGGUCCGCGAGCACUUCCUCGAUGGCAAGAUUAUCGACCCGAAGCGCGCCAUCCCGAGGCAAGAGCAUCAGCGUGCGACGAAGCUCUUUAUCGGCGGCCUGCCCGGCAGCGUCACGUCGGAGUCUAUGCGGGAGUACUUCUCCCAGUUUGGCAAGGUCGUUGAUGCGACCGUCAUGCUCGACCGCGAGACGGGGCGGAGCAAAGGCUUCGGCUUCGUGUCCUUUGAGAACGUUGACGUACAGCCCAUGCUUGGUUUCGGCAACCUGCAAAUCGACGGCAAGCUUCUCGCGCAACCCCGCUCCCAGCGCGAAGGCGGCUUCGCCGAGGGCGGUGGAAACGUCGGCGCAGGCGCGGGCGCAGGCGGAGGAGGCCGCACCGGUGGUUACGGAAACAAUGGGUCAGCCUACGGUACACAAAACUUCGCUGGGGGCGCCGCCGCAGGCCCCGCGGCUGGCGGGAACGCGCCCUUCGACCCCCAGGCCCUCGCCCAGCUCUACACACGGAUGAUCUCGCAGAUCGGCGGCAUGAACCCCAUGAUGGGCGCGAUGAACCCCGCGAUGAUGGGCGGGCAGUACGGCGCGCCGGGCAUGGGCGGUGGUGCGGGCGGGAUGGGGAUGCGGGGAAUGGGUGGUGGUGGUGGCGGAAUGGGCGGCGGGCGCGGUGGUGCGGGGAUGGGCGGCCCUGGGAUGGGCGUGCCGACUGGCCCUGCAUCGUUGGGUCCGAAUGUGCCCCGCGGACCGCGCAAUGCGCCGACGGGACCCAGUGGUGGCGUCGGCCCCCAGCGAGGACAGAGGGGUCAACACAGCUAUCACCCGUAUGCUCGGUGA